GGUGGGAAUUUCCUCGCAGCGCCCGGCGCGCAACAGGCUGCGCUGCCCAGCGCUCGUCCCUGCGGCCCGCCCGGCGGCGGCGGCGGCUGCCCUGUGCACACUGCGCGGGUUUGCGGCCCCCCCCCCCAGCGAGUUUCCCUCCUCCGGCCCCAGACGGCCCGCGCUCCCGCGGGGUUUGUUUCCUGCUGGCUUCCCCGGCUGAGGGUUGAUUGAGAACCAAGAAGCGUCAAAUCCAGCAAAUAUCAGUCAGCAACAAUUAGGCUUGUUCCUAACAGAAAACAUGUCUGAAAUUGAUUUUGAGGAAUUAGCCAAAAUAGAAUUACAGAAAGAUGAGGCAGAACAUGCAGUAAUGGAGAAGCGAAAGACCUCCUUCACACCAGCAGCAUGUGAAGACACUGAACUAAGCAUUAAUCAUCCGUACUACGAUGUUGCAAGGCAUGGCAUUGUGCAGCUAGCAGGUGAUGACAAUUCUGGGAGGAGGGUGAUUACUUUCAGUUGCUGUCAUAUGCCCCCUUCCCAUCAGCUCGAUCACAGCAGACUCCUAGAAUACUUGAGGUAUACACUCGACCAGUAUGUGGAGAAUGAUUAUACCCUGGUCUACUUUCACUAUGGCCUGAACAGUCGGAAUAAACCCUCUCUGAACUGGCUGCAAAGUGCCUACAAAGAAUUUGACAGGAAGUAUAAGAAAAAUCUUAAAGCACUCUAUGUUGUACAUCCAACCAACUUCAUAAAAAUUCUGUGGAACAUUUUUAAACCUCUCAUAAGUCAUAAGUUUGGGAAAAAGAUCACCUAUUUGAACUAUUUAAGUGACCUGAGAGAGCAUCUCAAAUAUGACCAGCUUAAUAUCCCUGAAGAUGUUAUUCGACAUGAUGAAAAUCUUCGGGAUAAACAGAAAGGGAGACCACCACCUUCAGCUAAGGUUCCUCCACCAAGACCUCCUCUUCCUACGCAGCAAUUUGGGGUCAGCCUACAAUAUCUCAAGGACAAAAAUAAAGGCCAACUAAUUCCACCAGUAAUGAAGCAAACUGUGUUCUACCUGAAAAGUAAAGGGCUCCGAGUAGAAGGCCUGUUCAGAAGGUCAGCCAGCAUACAAACUAUCAAAGAGGUUCAGAAACUCUAUAAUCAGGGGAAGCCUGUGAAUUUUGAUGACUAUGGAGAUAUCCAUAUUCCUGCUGUUAUCCUGAAGACCUUCCUCAGGGAACUCCCACAGCCUUUGCUAACCUUUGAAUCCUACGAUCAAAUCCUUGGAAUCACCAGUGUGGAAAGUAGUUUACGAGUGACGAGCUGUAAACAAGUAAUCCAAGGACUUCCUGAGCACAAUUAUGUUGUUCUGAAAUACUUGAUAUGCUUUCUUCAUAUGGUAUCCCAGGAGAGUAUUUAUAACAAAAUGACUGGAUCCAACUUGGCAUGUGUCUUUGGGUUGAAUUUAAUCUGGCCACCUAAAGGAGCUUCUUCCCUGAGUGCUUUGAAUCCUCUAAAUCUCUUCACUGAAUUACUGAUAGAUUUCUACUCCAAGAUCUUCAGUUCACGAACAGUACCUGGUGAUAUCUUACCUUAAUGUUCACAAAAAGGGAAAAGGAAUAUGCCUACCUUAGCAAAAAUCUUCACAUAUAAAAAACCUAUGAGAAUUUACUAUACACAGGAUUUUACAGGAACAAGUGUAUUUCAUAGACAGAGCAAAAUCCUUUUCUCAAUUUUGCAUCACCAUGAUUUUGCAGAUAUCAAAGAUGUUAGGGGAAAUAUGCUUACCGAUACUGUUUGUAUGUGGGUGUGUUCAUAUAAACAUUCACAAACCUACAGGUCAAAGUGGCAUAAACUUCCUUCUUUUCAUAAUCUUUAGCAAUUGUUAAAUAUUUGUUAGUUUAAAAAUUCAUAACAGUAGAUAAGACUGUCAUUCAUUUAAGCAUCUGGAAGUUUCCUACUAUUUGGCAUUUUUUUCUAGGGCGAUGCUAAGUCAUCACUUGGGCCAUAACUUCUAGACCAUCAUCUCCCUUCUUGCUAUAUAGGCAAUUUUUUCCACUGGAAAUAGUUUCUUUUGAAGUCUUCAGAUAUAUACAAAUUACAGAUCAAUUUUUCAGAAUUUCAGGCACUCAUUCCCACGCGCACAAAAAGAGUGUGCACUUGUUUCUGCAUUUAUGUGCAAAUACCAUGACAACCAAAGUAUUUGCCUGUGUCAGUUAGGUUAUGCAUACAUCUCUCUGUGCUUUUAAAUAUCUAGUAUGUCUGUCCAUCCAUUGUAGUUGCACGUGCAAACUAAGUGGAAAAUUACACAAGCACUCUUGAGCUUUUAAAAAUUAAGUAAUUUUUGUUUUUAUUUUUAAAGAAUUUCUGUUUGUAUCAGUAUAUAGUUAAUACAGAAUGUAAGAAAACAUUGUUUGAAAAAGGCAUAGAAUGUUUUCAUCAUUUGCUGUAUGCUCUUCAAGUUUUUUGAGUUGUUAGAAAUCUGCUUCUAAAAUCAGUCUCUCCCCCCUCCCUCCCUCCCACACACACACACACACACACACACACACACACACACACACACACACACACACACACACACACACACACACACACACACACACACACACAAAAAAGAGAGAGAGAAAGAAAGAAAACCUUAACCCACCCUGAACCCUGGAAAAUACUCCUGAUGGCACUUUAUCUAAUCUAGUCUGUGUUAUCGGUGGGAUGACAUUAAUCCCAGUGGGAAUAAUUAGCCAUAGUAAUGUAAGGGGAAGUUUCUGAGUUUUCUCUCUAGAUACUUGUAUUUGAAUAUCACUUUACAGUUCUGCUCCCUCUGUCUGCUACUUAUCAUUAGUGGAACAGGAUACGGAUGUUGUCGUUGUAACAGCUAAAGGGACUGAAGUAGUGGUGACCAAAGUAAGCAGUAUUUUCCCAAACGUCUGCUUCUCCUGCUCCCAUACAAAGCUGCUGAAGUAGAUGUACUAUUCAGGAUAUAGUAAAGACAAUGAUCCGUGGAGACCAGUUUCAUUAUUCUUUCACCUUCAAAAACAAAGCAACCCUUUUCCUUCUAGCAGUUCUAGCUAAUUGGGGGCUUGUUCUUCUAGUCUCUCAUUUUGAUAGCUACUGAGUAUCUGCCUGUCUAACAGAUGCAGGCUUCCAAAUCCUUGUGUGAGAGAGCAAGUAGUGAUUUAUUCUUUUUGGCAAUUUAGAGAAAAUAGGAGAGAGUACCCAUCAAACUAUGUCAGUCCUAUGUUUGCCCAGUAGAUGUCAUCUACAGCAUAAGGCUAUAAAAGGAAAUUAUUAAAAUGUAAAUAAUCAAAAAGCUAUAGAACAAGCUGUACUGUAUGUCACAUCCUUUUAAAAUUUAAAUUUAAAUUGUGGUGUAAUUUUCUCUUAAUUCAUCAAGGAUUUCAAUAAAAACAAUUUUGGCUUUUAAA
Dermochelys coriacea (leatherback sea turtle) is the source of this 3383-nucleotide messenger RNA. It is a transcript of the gene ARHGAP8, whose product is annotated as Rho GTPase activating protein 8. Bases 281 to 1558 code for a protein of 425 amino acids. The record is from RefSeq and is a predicted model, not a curated record. Gene Ontology annotation, molecular function: GTPase activator activity. NCBI's taxonomy places the organism in Eukaryota, Metazoa, Chordata, Testudines, Dermochelyidae. Gene Ontology annotation, cellular component: cytoplasm. Gene Ontology annotation, biological process: negative regulation of endocytic recycling; small GTPase-mediated signal transduction. The transcript has 13 exons.